This is a messenger RNA of Linum tenue, 1816 nucleotides long. The record is from the annotation of a GenBank genome assembly. NCBI's taxonomy places the organism in Eukaryota, Viridiplantae, Streptophyta, Magnoliopsida, Malpighiales, Linaceae.
GCCCCUUGUGUAGCGGGCUACUAUAGUCGUCUCUGAACUCUGAAGUCUGACCAACAAAUAACUUGCCUUAAAAGUGAUUUACUUCGCAACUAUGGGUGCUCGCUGCUUUAGUCCCUGUCCCUUCAUCUUUGAUUCAAGUCAAUCGUUGAUCCAACUCCGUUCAUCUUUCCGCCUAUCUUCCCCCUCUCCAUAUCUCUCGCUCUCCUCCUCCGCAGCCUUGUACCACCGCGGAAGUAGCUCGCCCGGUCGACUGUCCCUUCCAACCGGCCCGGCUACCCUAAAUCUCCGCGACCCAAGUCGCCGGCCAAUCGGAACUCACGGCCCCGUUCGAAAGCUGCUGCAAACUAGUACCAGAGCAUUCCAUUUCGAUGCUUUUCAGAAUUACUGUGAUCUUGUUGAUUGGGUUGCUGACAUCGGCGGCGUAUCAGGCCUUCCGCCCUCCGCCUCCCAAGAUUUGCGGAACUCCAGGCGGCCCUCCGGUGACGGCGCCACGGAUAAAGCUAAGGGAUGGACGGCAUUUGGCCUACAAGGAACAUGGGCUUCCCAAAGACGUUGCCAAGCAUAAGAUUGUAUUUGUUCAUGGCUUUACUUCCUGUAGGCUUGAUCCAAUGAUUGUCACCAACCUUACUCCGGAAGUGAUUGAAGAGUUAGGGGUUUAUGUUGUGACAUUUGACCGGCCCGGUUAUGGAGAAAGUGACCCGGAUCCGAAUCGAACACCGAAGAGUCUGGCUCUUGACAUAGAGGAGCUUGCUGAUGGUUUAGGGCUGGGUUCCAGAUUCUAUGUGAUGGGUAAAUCUAUGGGAGGCCAGGUUGUUUGGGGAUGCCUUAAGUACAUUCCUCAGAGGUCAUUAUUUUGGAAUUCUUGUAGGUUAGCUGGAGCGGCUUUGAUAGCUCCAGUUAUCAAUUACUGGUGGCCUGGUUUCCCUGCUGACCUAUGCAAAGAAGCCUACAACUUACAGCUACCACAAGAUCAAUGGGCAUUACGUGUUGCUCACCAUGCUCCUUGGCUGACCUACUGGUGGAACACUCAGAAACUGUUUCCUUCAUCAGGCGUCAUCUCCAGAAAGCGUGAAACUAUGUCUCGUCAGGAUAUAGAACUUGUAUCGACGUAUGGCGGUGGGCAUGAUCUGAAGAAAGAGGCAACACAACAAGGAGAAUUCGAAUCCCUGCAUCGAGACAUGAUGAUUGGUUUUGGGAAAUGGGAGUUUGAUCCCAUGGAUCUCGAGAAUCCUUUCCCCAACAAUGAAGGUUCGGUCCACUUAUGGCAAGGAGAUGAUGAUAAGAAGGUUCCCGUGAUUCUACAGCGGUAUAUUGCUCAGAAGCUUCCAUGGAUCCACUACCAUGAGUUACCAGGAGGAGGCCAUGUUCUGCAUUUUGUUCCAGGGUUGAUCGAAGGAGUUCUUAGGGCUCUGCUUCGUGGCGGGAAGUAGUAAGCUUUACUCCAUUUCUUCUCAGGGCGUCGAAGAAUUAUCCUUCACCUCUCUGUAAAGGCUUGAUUCACUAUGCCGAUUUGCAAGACCCACUUCGGAUGAGAGUAUCAACAUCUGUUUUGCUGAGAAGGAUCACUGAGUUGGUAUUGUCUCGUUUCAUGCGGAUUAAGGUCGAUGUACAAGCAGAACCGGCAGAGACCACUUGUUGGCAUGAUCUCUAGUUCUUGUGUUUGAUAGUUUGAUGCAAGAUUGUUCAAAAACGGUGAAAUUCAAAAUAGCUAAAUUAUGACGAAAGAUGGGAAUCUAAUUGUUGUUGUGUAGUGUCAAAAUAGUCGAGCGGAAUUUAUUAUGUAGUUAUUAUACGCUGACAUUGCUGAUUCAUUAAU